Messenger RNA from Drosophila rhopaloa, 1664 nucleotides. Its product is annotated as innexin inx5. Gene Ontology annotation, molecular function: gap junction channel activity. The record is from RefSeq and is a predicted model, not a curated record. Bases 257 to 1570 code for a protein of 437 amino acids. Gene Ontology annotation, biological process: phototransduction. Gene Ontology annotation, cellular component: gap junction; plasma membrane. The transcript is spliced from 3 exons. NCBI's taxonomy places the organism in Eukaryota, Metazoa, Arthropoda, Insecta, Diptera, Drosophilidae.
AGCGGAUGACAGGUGACAGGAUCCGGAUUCGGCUGGGAAGGAGCUACUGAGUCUCAGAAAGAAAUGGGGAAAAAAGCAAAGUAGGCUGGCAAUCGAAAAGCAGUAAGCAUAGCAGUAAUCCAUCGGAGAUCGAAGAGAGUAGUCCGAGGGGCAAAAGCAGGACGAGAACGAGGACAAGGAGCGGGACAAGGACGAAGGACGCAACGCGUGAGAGUUGGAAGCUGUCCUCGAGGAACUCUUCCCGGAGGCAGAAGAAAUGUAUUCGGCGGUGAAGCCGCUGUCCAAGUAUCUGCAAUUCAAGUCAAUCCGCAUCUACGACGCCGUCUUCACCGUCCACUCCAAGUGCACGGUGGUGAUCCUACUCACCUGCUCCCUGCUCCUGUCCGCCCGCCAGUACUUCGGCGAUCCGAUUCAGUGCAUCAGCGAGGAGAAGAACAUCGAGUACAUUCAGUCCUACUGCUGGACCAUGGGCACCUACAUCCUCAAGCUGGACGACAAUGGGGAGCAGCUCCAGCCGCCGGUUCAUCCGGAUCAGGAGUUGGCCUCUGACUCCUCUGACUCAGUCUCGGCCGCCUCCUCCUCCGACGCCGCCUCCUCCGCCUCCGCCUCCGCCGCCUCCUCCUCCGCCUCCUCCGCCCAGUCAUCCGCGAGAUCCCGCACCAGAUACCGAUCCCGGUCGAGCCUCCGCCGACUGGGGGAGUACAACGAGGCCUAUGCGAGGGCCAUGUCGAUAGCCGAGGGCGUGGGACCCGAGGUGCGGGGCCAGUCGGAGCGGGAGUACCUGCGCUACUACCAGUGGGUCAUCAUCCUGCUGCUCUUCCAGUCGUUCAUCUUCUACUUCCCCUCGUGCCUGUGGAAGGUGUGGGAGGGCCAGCGGCUAAAGCAGCUCUGCUCGGAGGUCGGUGAGGCGCUGCUCUCGGAGGAGACCUACAACACCCGGCUCCGGCUGCUGGUCAAGUACUUCACCACCGACUACGAGGACAUGCACUUCUGCUACAUGGCCAAGUACGUCUUCUGCGAGGUCCUCAAUUUCCUCAUCAGUGUGGUGAACAUAAUCGUCCUGGAGGUGUUCCUGAACGGAUUCUGGUCGAAGUACCUGCACGCACUGGCCACCAUUCCGUUCUACGACUGGGAUCGGUGGAACCGCGUGUCCUCGAGCGUCUUCCCCAAGAUCGCCAAGUGCGAGGUGCUGAAGUUCGGAGCCAGUGGAACGGCGAACAUCAUGGACAACCUGUGCAUCCUGCCGCUGAACAUCCUGAACGAGAAGAUCUUCGUGUUCCUGUGGGCCUGGUUCCUGCUGAUGGCCCUCAUGUCCGGCCUGAAUCUCCUUUGCCGGCUGGCGAUGAUCUGCAGCAGGAAUCUGCGGGAGCAGAUGAUCCGCAGCCAGCUGCGCUUCAUGACCAAGCGGCAUGUGCAGCGGGCACUGCGCGACCUCACCAUCGGCGACUGGUUCCUCCUGAUGAAGGUCAGCGUCAAUGUCAACCCCAUGCUCUUCCGGGAUCUCAUGCAGGAGCUCUGCGAGCUGCGCACCUCCUCCACCUCGGUCAGCAUCGUGGAGAGCGCGGUAUAGGAUUAGGAUCAGGAUGAGGAUCAGGAUCAGGAUGAUGAUCAGGAUCAGGAUAAGGAUAAGGAUCAGGACCAGGACCAGGAACAGGAACAGAACC